GACGGUUGGGAUUCUGGCUGAAGAAGUUGUGUCGCUCUUCCCAAUCACACUUGGCCCCCUUUCGGAUACCAAUUUAGCAGUCAAGGGUCAGCUAGACGCCAUCAGGCGCUAUUCUUCAUGCUACUAUAUGAGGAUAUGAAGAUGACGCGCUUAAUGGUUCUUCUGGAUACGAGAUAUCUUCAGCACUUCCCUUCAGCCCACCUCGACAAUAUACAGUCGGCUGGUAGAGAUAUCCACGUUUCUUCAGACUCUAUACUGAAAUGGCUGAAUCAGUCCGUACCUUGGUCGAGCAUCAGACGACCUUUUCCGCACCCUUCGCAGGCGACUUUCCAGUCGACGACAAUGUUCUCAGCAGCUUGCCACCUGGCACCGAGCUCCUCUCUGCCAACAGAUUCGGACAGUCUAAAUGGACUCUUACUGCCAGGUUGAACGUGAAAACGGCUGACGGUACUGCUAUGGCAUAUUUUCUGAAGUGCGCAGCAGGGGAUGCCGGCCGUUUGAUGAUGGAAGGCGAAUUCAAUUCCAUGUCUGAACUAUACAGGACUAUGCCCGAGUUCGUACCCAAACCUUUGACUUGGGGCAAAUUCUCGAGACCAUCACCGGAGACCUACUUUUUCAUAUCGGAAUUCAUCGACAUGUCUGAUCGUCCACCAGAGCCGAAUCAGUUUUGCACCAAGCUCGCGAAGCUGCAUAAGACAAGCACAUCCCCAACGGGCAAGUUUGGCUUCCAUAUCACAACAUGUCAAGGCUGUAACCCCCAAGCUGUAACAUGGGAGAGCAACUGGACGGUUUUCUUCGGCAAUCUUCUCCGCAAUGUCAUCAAGUUAGAUGACGCAGAAAAUGGACAUUGGGACGCCUUGACCGUGCUCGAACAACGCCUCCUUUCGCACGUCAUCCCACAUCUGCUGGAUAACCUCACUAAGAACGGCCGUGUGGUGAAGCCAUGUCUGAUUCAUGGAGAUCUCUGGGAGGGCAAUACCGGGACGUCGUACCAGACGGGGAAUGUCUACCUAUUUGAUGCCGCGGUCAUGUAUGCGCACAAUGAAUUCGAGAUUGGAGACUGGAGAUGUGAUUAUAACAAAAUUCACAACCGUGUUUACACUCGCACAUACCUUCGGCAUUAUGCACCCAGUGAGCCAAGGAACGAAUGGGACGACCGGAAUCGACUCUACUGCAUCUAUUAUAACAUCUUGUACUCGGUGAACCACCAAGGCCAAGGCAAGGCCGUCCGACAGAGAGCCUUCGAUGACAUGUAUUAUCUCAUCGAUAAAUAUGAGCCAUUCCCAGAUGGCGAAGGUCCUGCACGCCUGAGUGACGGAGAACGAGCCGAGUUGCCCGAUGAGAGGGAUCAUACAAAGAAUUGAGAAUGAGCCCGCAAUGCCUUUUCGUAUCCAAAUAGAUCACGUCCAAAUCAUGCCCUGUCCUGCUAUGCCAUGCCAUAAUAUACUAUGCUAUACUGUAUUCCAGCCCUUGAAAAGGCAGCAUCACGAGUUCAGGGGCCGAGCCUUUGUCCGCCAGAGCCAGAGCCUCCUCCGAUCCAACCCAGUCCAAUUGGACUCAUAUGCUCACCUGGUCCAGCCGUGGA
Messenger RNA from Exophiala oligosperma, 1585 nucleotides. RefSeq lists its product as uncharacterized. The record is from RefSeq and is a predicted model, not a curated record. Lineage: Eukaryota; Fungi; Ascomycota; Eurotiomycetes; Chaetothyriales; Herpotrichiellaceae. The transcript has 2 exons. Bases 261 to 1364 code for a protein of 367 amino acids.